UGUUUUGUUUUGUUUUCAGAGGGCCUCUCAAAACCCACACUCAGAGCUGUGCCAAGUAAUGUGGUAACCAUUGGGAAGCAGGUAACUCUACUUUGUGAAGGGCCCUUAGAUGCCCAGGAAUACCAUUUCUAUAAAGAAGGUAACCCACAUUCCCAGGUACCAACAGCUCAUGAAGACACUGACAAAAAGGACAAGAUCUUUAUCUCAUCCAUUAAAAGUCAUGAUGCAGGCCAAUAUCAGUGUUAUUAUAAAAGCCCUGCUGGUACAUCAGAACACAGUGACAUCCUGGAGCUGGUGGUGACAGGUGUCUACAACAAACCCACCCUGUCUGCAUGGCCAAACCCUGUUGUAACCUUAGGAGGAUCUGUGACCCUUUCAUGUAUCUCAAAUAAGAGAUACGAUGGUUUUGUUUUAAUUAAGGAUGAGCAGUUCUACAGCUCCAUGGACUCACAAUAUGUAUAUGAUGGCCAGUCUUCAGCCAGAUUCCAAGUGGGUCCCAUCACUCUCAGUGAAAGAUGGAGUUUCAGAUGCUAUGGUUAUCAUGCAAGCAAGCCUCAAGUGUGGUCAGAAGGCAGUGACAUCCUGGAGCUUCUAGUCUCAGGUGUCUACUACAAACCUACCCUGUCUGCAUGGCCAAACCCUGUUGUACUCUUAGGAGGAUCUGUGACCCUCUCAUGUACCUCAAAUCAGGGAUACAACAGGUUCAUUUUAAUUAAGGACAAGCAGUUCUCCAGCUCCAUGGACUCACUAUUGUAUAUCAUGGGCUGUCUCCAGCCAGAUUCCAAGUGGGUCCCAUCACUCUCAGUGAAAGAUGGAGUUUCAGAUGCUAUGGCUAUCACACAAGCAAGCCUCAAGUGUGGUCAGAAGGGAGUGACAUCCUGGAGCUUCUAG
Messenger RNA from Peromyscus eremicus (cactus mouse), 891 nucleotides. Its product is annotated as leukocyte immunoglobulin-like receptor subfamily A member 6. The transcript is spliced from 3 exons. The record is from RefSeq and is a predicted model, not a curated record. NCBI's taxonomy places the organism in Eukaryota, Metazoa, Chordata, Mammalia, Rodentia, Cricetidae. The annotation marks the transcript as partial. Gene Ontology annotation, biological process: cytokine-mediated signaling pathway. Gene Ontology annotation, molecular function: inhibitory MHC class I receptor activity.